GAAGCGAAGAAGAAACUAUAAACGUCACAAUUCAAAACAAUACUGGAAGUUAACCGUGCUGUUUGUUUGCGUGUUUGUUCUAUGAAAAUAUGUCUCAAGCGAAGCCAGACAAAGACAGCCAAGCGUCAGAAGCCAAGAAGGCGAUCUCUCUCCCGAUCUCCAGAGUCAAGCUGAUCAUGAAGAGCUCCCCAGAUGUCUCAAGCAUCAAUCAGGACGCUCUCUUCCUCACCACCAAGGCUACUGAGCUGUUUGUGCAACACCUGGCUCUGACCUCCUUUAACAACGGCUCCGGGAGGGAAGCUAACACGCUUGACUACAGCGAUCUGGCUAAAACCGCAGAAGAAACCGACACUUUCCACUUCCUCACAGAUAUUUUGCCAAAAAAGAUCCUGGCUCGAGAAUAUCUCAAAUCACUGGAGCAAAUGGAAGACGAAGAUGCUGAUUUUUGACAAGGAGAGGACUUCAUUUUUUCUCCUCUCCAUGUGGACACUUAAAAUGCACACUGCUCUCUUUAAGAGAAAAUUUGAGACACAGAGGAGACAUAUGGACUUCAUUAGUACCUGUCGACACACUGAGUUGGUUUAUGUAGAGAUUGUAAGAAAAGUGAUUAGAGGAAUUUUAAAUUAUAAAUAAAUCCCUCCAAAAACUGAAAAAUGUUA
Cyprinodon tularosa is the source of this 659-nucleotide messenger RNA. RefSeq names its product chromatin accessibility complex subunit 1 (gene chrac1). Gene Ontology annotation, molecular function: protein heterodimerization activity. The transcript is spliced from 3 exons. The record is from RefSeq and is a predicted model, not a curated record. Lineage: Eukaryota; Metazoa; Chordata; Actinopteri; Cyprinodontiformes; Cyprinodontidae. The coding region runs from base 90 to 449 and encodes 119 amino acids. Gene Ontology annotation, cellular component: nucleus; CHRAC.